AUGUCAUCACUUUUUUCAAAUCCUUAUACAGUGACAUACACCUCCCGAGCUAUCUGUAUUAAUGGGUGGCCUAAAUUAUUACUAGCUGGGUGUAUUCAUUACCCACGUAGUACUCCUGCAAUGUGGCCUUCAUUACUUCGUAAAGCCAAAGUAGGUGGAAUAAACGUUAUCCAAACUUAUGUUUUUUGGAAUUUACAUGAACCGGUACGUGGAACUUAUGAUUUUGCUACCGAUUCGGCCAAUUUACCUUAUUUUAUUCAACUAUGCAAAGAGCUUGAUCUAUAUGUAUCUUUACGAAUUGGUCCUUACGUCUGUGCUGAAUGGAAUUUUGGUGGGUUUCCUGUUUGGCUGAAACAUUUACCGGGUGUAGAAUUACGUACAUAUAAUGAAAUUUAUUUACAAGAAAUGAAACGAUUUGUUAGUAAAGUAGUUGAUGUUGUACGUCCUUAUUUUCCUGACAAAGCUGGUCCAAUUAUCUUAUUACAAAUUGAAAAUGAAUAUGGUAACAUAGCUUAUGCUUAUGGUAAAGAUGGCAUAAAGUAUGUUGAAGAAUGUGGUCGUUUCGUAAAUGAUAUGAAUCUUUCGGCAUUAUGGUUUAUGUGUCGUCAAUAUAGUCAUGUUCCGGGUAUAAUUCAUACGAUAAAUGAUUACUAUUGUCAUCAAUAUUUUGAGAAUAUUCGCAAAGAAUUUCCUUCUGCUCCAAUGAUGUGGACUGAAGAUUGGCCUGGUUGGCCACAAGAAUUUGGUGAAGCUAAACCAACUCGUCCUGCUCAAGAUGUAACUUACGCUGUGGCAUAUUGGUUUGCUAAAGGUGGUUGUUAUCAUGCAUAUUACAUGUAUCAUGGCGGCACGACUUUUGGCCGUUGGGGUGGUGGGCCACGUCAUACAACAUCUUACGACUAUGAUACUAUGUUGGAUGAAUAUGGAUUAGAACAUUAUCCUAAAUAUCAUCAUACUAAACGAUUGCAUGACAUUCUUUUUAAAUUUGAAGAUAUAUUAAUGAGAAAUCCUAUUCCUACUGCAAAGAUAUUGGAUGAGAAAGUGGAAGCAUAUGUUUAUGGAAAUAUUAAUUUUACAAAAUCGCUUAUUUUCUUGUGUAAUGCUGAUGAAAAAAGUGCAAAACAAAUAGAAUUUAGCAAUGUUCUGUGGGAUCUUCCUAAAUGGUCAAUUAGUAUAAUACUGGGUGACGAUUGUUCGUUCACACUUUUGAUGAAUACAGCAAUCAUUGAACCACCAAAAGAGUCUCCUGAUCGAUUAGUUUUUAGACCACUUCCUGCAAGUGUUAUUGAUUUUGAAUCGUUUGCUUGGUUAUUAGAACCUAUUCCACUUUUUACAGAUGCAUGUGACAAAAGAACACCACGUCCUCCACCACAAAUUGCAACUACCCAAGAUACCACCGAUUAUAUGUGGUACGUGACGCAAUUAGUAAUCAAGAAUGAUGAAAACGAGGGGAAUCAAACACCAUCUAAAUUUAAUCUUAGGUUACAUAAUAUUGGUGAUGUUGGUGUUGUUUAUGUGGACGGAAAAGUGCAAUCAGUACAUAGAGGUGGAAAUCAAGUAGAUAUACCAUUGAACCUUGAUUGUACGAGUAAAGUAAAUAAUGAUAUCUCUGAUAUAGACAGUAGCAAGCAACACGUAUUUACAUUACAAAUCUUAAAUUGCCUGAUGGGGUUACCACAUAUUAUGACUUUCAUGGAAAGAUACGAACAAGGACUCCUAGGAGAUGUGUAUUUAGAUGAUAAAAACAUUACUCAUAUAGGUUGGCAGGUCAACAUUGGGCUUGUUGGUGAAAAAAAAUGCUAUUUUGAUCCUUCUACACAUUGUACCCUUCCAUGGAAUAAAUUGAGUAGUGAAUCUUUGUCCACAAUUACAGAUCAGGAUAUAUUUUGUCAACGCACUUUAUUAGAUAUGCAAAAAAAAUAUACCGACUUAACCAUGCAAUUACCUGUUCAGGUGGGUCUCGUGUGGUACACCUUCCACUUUACUUUACCUAAAGAAUAUUAUGAUAUUUCUCGUACCGAAGAUACACUUCCCCCGAUCGCGCUUGAUCUUACAUCGAUGACAAAGGGUAACGUGUGGGUUAAUGGCCGACAUCUUGGACGAUAUUGGUUAGAACUUGCUACACGUCCCACAGAUCCACGUGCACGGAAUGAUCAAGACUAUGCUGGGUGGUAUAAUCCACAUACAAAGUGUCGAGUAGGAUAUGAAAUGCCAUCGCAACAGUAUUAUCAUAUUCCCUUAGAAUGGAUAAAGCGAGAUGGAGACCAUAAAAAUUGUGUAGUAUUAUUUGAGGAAUGGGGUGGCGAUCCUCGAGGAAUUCGCAUAGUACAGCGUGUAACAUGUAAGAUAUGUGAACAUAAUAAAAUUUGUAUUCAUAGAAUGCGUUGA
Messenger RNA from Racocetra persica, 2388 nucleotides. NCBI's taxonomy places the organism in Eukaryota, Fungi, Glomeromycota, Glomeromycetes, Diversisporales, Gigasporaceae. The record is from the annotation of a GenBank genome assembly.